AUUUCAAAACGCAAUGUCCGCAAUGUGAAUGCACACGAGAUCUCAACGAUGGAGGCACCGAGUGUGAACGGAACCGAGCGGAUUCGUUCUUUUAUUCCCGUGAGAUCAUAAAAGAUUCAUUCAGUUUAUGAUAAUCCUUGUUCUUACGAGUGUCAGCCCACCACCUUCCCAACUGAACCGCCAGCUCCAAAAUGACCGCCGAACUCCCGCCAGAAAUCCUGACCGAAAUCCUCGCACGGCUGCCGGCGAAAUCCCUCCUCCGCUUCCGGUCGGUGUCGAGGUCGUGGAACUCCCUCAUCAGGUCCCCGCCGUUCAUCGCCCUCCACCUGAGCCGCUCAAUCGCUACCGGCGACUCCUCCUCCUCUAUCCUCCUUAGGCACUACUCCCUCAACCGCCGGCGGGAGCUCAACACCGUCUUCCACGACGGCCCGGGCUCGCUCGUCGUAGAGCAGGAGCUAGACUUCCCGAUCAGGACCCACGACAGUUACUACUACGUCGGCGCCUGUAACGGUCUCCUCUGUCUCUCCGAUUACCUCAUCAAUUACCUCGGGAUUGUCCUGUGGAACCCCUCCAUCAGGACCUGCUUUCAGGUGCCCGUCCCGAGGUUUGUCGACACCGACGCGACGCACACCGAUGUUGUCGGGUUCGGUUUCGACUGCCGAACCAACCAGUACAAGGUCCUGAGGCUGAUCUACGUCAUUGGCAGGAACCAUCAGCGCGAGAUCCCGCCUGAAGUGGAGGUCUUCGUGCUUGGGACGGAGAGGUGGAGGAGGAUCGAUGCGGAUGUUCCCUAUGUGGUACCGGAGUCUUCCUCUCAAGCCAUCCUUCACGGUGCCAUCCAUUGGAUGGGAUACAGGCCAAAGGUCUCGGUGGUCCUUGUUGUCGUAUUCGAUUUGCACGAGGAGGUGUUUCGAGAAAUCGAAAUCCCAAGCAGCAUAAAUUAUCCGAGCGUGAAUCGCUUGUCAGUGGCCGUCUAUGGAGAGUCACUCUGUCUCUUUGAGCAUGAUCCAUGGGUAAACAAUAAGAAACAAUCAGAUGCAUUUUGCGUUUGGGUUAUGAAGCGGUAUGGUGUGAAGGAAUCUUGGACUAAGCAGUUCAGCGUCGAUAUGCGGGACAGGGGAGGGCUCAAGAGGGUGUUGGGGUUCAGAAAGCACGGCGAGAUCUUGGUCGUGAAUGGCAGUGACGAGCUGGUCUCCUAUGACCCCGAGAGUCGGAGCAUCGAGCAGCUCGGGCUACAUGGAAUAGUCAGAUCUUUUGAAGCCACACCUCACAUGGAAUGUCUGGUUUUACUGAAAGAGCAGAUGGAUCCAGCUGGAAAGGCGAGCUCUUCCCGUUUGAUGGUAUAGCUAGUUAGUCGAACGCUAGUCAUCGGAUGGAUUCGAGUUGUUCAUUACUUGUUAGUUAAGAAAUUAAAAAUUGGAACUUUACUUGAUAUCUCUUCUUAUCAAAAUUGACAGUAUGAUGAGCAGCUCAGCUAUACGAACCUUAUAAAACAAGAAUCAUCUGCCUGGUCUCUGUCCUCUUUACAAGAAAAAAGAAAAAGAAAAAGCUUCGAUCACUAAAAUUUUACUCGGGAAGACAUUAUCUGAACUCGAAAAGCUUUGUGUGCAGUCUUGCUAAAACAAUCAACAGCACAAUGAGAGAAGCCAAACCCCAAGGGAACCCGCUCUUCGAUUGGCCACCACUGCACCGCCUCGGAUUCGAAUGGUCUCGCUUCGAUGAUAGCCAUUGGAUGGUGAUCACGAGAGCUAUUGGAAUUGCAGAAAUAACCCAACCCAUCUUUCUUCUUGCCAUAUCAAAGAAAAAGGUCCAAGAGCAGUUCCUCGGAAUGGCGAUGUGGAAUGACAGCAGCACAAUCAUUAGAAGAACUGGGUACGGUGAAGGCUUCUCCGUGAGCAUCUCGAAGAAGGACAUAUUUCUUCUACCGUGACUUUUGUCUCGGAAAUUCAUAGACAGCAAUUACGAUAUAUCUUCCCCAACCAUAUGGUAAGUUCAUUAUCUUAGGAUCUCGCAUUCAUGUUCUUCAUCUUGUAUUUGCUGUUUCUUGUACAAUUUACUAAUUUGUCAAUGACUGAGGUUGUUAAUGGUAGAGAUUGAUUUGUUAUCAUCGAUCUUUCUACGAUUCUAUCGGAUUCUAGUUUGUUUCUUUUUAC
Molecule: messenger RNA, 2153 nt
Organism: Punica granatum (pomegranate)
Lineage: Eukaryota; Viridiplantae; Streptophyta; Magnoliopsida; Myrtales; Lythraceae
Source: RefSeq, a predicted model, not a curated record